GGUUGUAGAAAAACACAAACCUUGGCUAUUGCUCAUCUCCGGUGUUCUUUGUCCUUUGAGUCGUGUCGCGAUGCAGCACUGUCACUCGGAAACAGCAGACUCGUGCGUGGCCACUGAAACCUACGCGUCAGCAGACGCUCACCUUCUGAACACCCAUGACGCAUCGCUAGCAUCCUGACUCUCCCUUCCGUCACUUGUCGCCCUACUUUACAUGGUCAGUUUCUUCUUCAAAUCUGUUUCACUGCUUGUCAUCAAAUUUUAUAAUGGACUGACUAGUUCCUGAAAUCGAUUGCGGAUCAUUAAGCGUUGUAGGAGAAACAUAGAACCUCACCUGCUAGGCAAAGUAGUGCAAAAAUGUCGGACAACAAUGUUGGCGAGUAUGCUGUUAUGGGGGAAGGAUCUUCUCACAAGCACAAUAAGGUUUCUAUGUUACCUCUUGUAUUCUUGAUAUUUUAUGAGGUCUCUGGCGGGCCAUUUGGUGUCGAGGAUAGUGUCCAGGCAGCCGGUCCCCUAUUAGCCCUUCUUGGGUUUCUUGUUUUCGCACUCAUAUGGAGUGUUCCAGAGGCAUUGAUAACAGCAGAAAUGGGCACCAUGUUCCCUGAAAAUGGAGGAUAUGUGGUUUGGGUUUCAUCAGCUUUGGGUCCAUUUUGGGGAUUCCAGCAAGGUUGGGUGAAAUGGCUUAGCGGGGUAAUUGAUAAUGCUUUGUACCCUGUUUUGUUUCUGGACUAUCUGAAAUCAGCAAUUCCGGCUUUAGAAAGUGGUUUGCCAAGGACAAUUUCAGUGUUGGUAUUGACUGCAAUUCUCACUUAUUUGAACUAUAGGGGUUUAACCAUAGUGGGCUGGGUUGCUAUUUUGCUAGGUGUGUUUUCACUUCUUCCUUUUAUAGUCAUGGGGCUGAUCUCAAUUCCGAAGAUAGAGCCUGCUAGGUGGCUAAUUGUAGAUCUGGGCACUGUUAAUUGGAGUUUGUACUUGAACACGCUCUUCUGGAAUCUUAAUUACUGGGAUUCAAUCAGUACACUUACAGGGGAAGUGGAAAACCCUAGUAGAACUCUUCCAAAAGCUCUGUUUUAUGCUCUUCUCAUGGUUGUUCUUGGAUACAUUUUCCCUCUUCUGACUGGUACUGGAGCUAUUCCAGUUGAUCGUGAAGUGUGGUCUGAUGGUUAUUUUGCUGAUAUUGCUAAAAUUCUGGGAGGUGUAUGGUUAAGAACCUGGAUUUUAGCGGCAGCUGCUUUGUCAAACAUGGGUAUGUUUGUGGCUGAAAUGAGCAGCGACUCCUUUCAACUUCUUGGUAUGGCAGAAAUUGGGAUGCUUCCUUCAUUGUUUGCCAAACGAUCUCGUUAUGGUACCCCACUUAUGGGAAUCUUGUUUUCUGCAUCUGGUGUAGUUCUUCUCUCUUGGUUGAGCUUCCAAGAGAUUGUAGCAGCAGAGAACUACUUGUACUGUUUUGGGAUGAUUAUGGAAUUCAUAGCUUUCGUGAAGUUAAGAAUUCAGAACCCAAAUCUACCGCGGCCUUACAAGGUUCCUUUUGGGAAUAUCGGAGUGAUUAUGAUAUGUAUUCCUCCAACUAUGUUGAUCAUUGUAGUUUUAGCACUUGCUCCUCUAAAAAUCAUGGCAAUAAGCGUUGCUGCUGCGGUAUUCGGGCUAGUUUUGCAGCCUUGUGUUGAGUACAUCAAAAAGAAGAAAUGGUAUGUUUUCUCUGGGAGUUUUGACAAUCCAGAUUGCCAAUAUGCAUCAGUGUAACAAACCAUGAUCUCAUUAAUGCUAGUUGUCAUUCUGUGUUUGAAACGGUUGGUUCUGUUUGACUGUUAGAAGUUACUAGUUCUCUUCUGAGCUUUCCUUUGCCAUAUGAUUUGAAAUUCAUAUGGGUGAGAAAACCAAUGAUCGAAAAAUUGAUUGCCGUUCCUGU
This is a messenger RNA of Argentina anserina (silverweed cinquefoil), 1906 nucleotides long. Its product is annotated as probable polyamine transporter At1g31830. Lineage: Eukaryota; Viridiplantae; Streptophyta; Magnoliopsida; Rosales; Rosaceae. The record is from RefSeq and is a predicted model, not a curated record. The coding region runs from base 355 to 1740 and encodes 461 amino acids. Gene Ontology annotation, cellular component: membrane. Gene Ontology annotation, molecular function: transmembrane transporter activity. Gene Ontology annotation, biological process: transmembrane transport. The transcript has 2 exons.